AUGGGAGGCCGGAAAAAGCUAUCGCCGCCGCCGUCCGGCAGGACAAAUCUAGCUUCAUGCAUCGUAGCCACCAUCUUCUUAAUCUUCAUAACAAUCAUCAUCCUCAUCAUUUUCUUCACCUUAUUCAAGCCCAAAACCCCCGCUAUCGCCGUCACCGCCGUCCAACUUCCAUCUUUCUCCACCACCAACACCACCGUCACCUUCACCAUCUCCCACUACAUCGCCGUCAACAACCCCAACCGCGGCGUUUUCACACACUACGACAGCUCUCUACAACUCCUCUACGCCGGAAACCAGGUGGGGUUCAUGUUUGUUCCCUCCGGCAAGAUUGAAGCCCGUCGUACGCAGUACAUGGCUGCCACAUUUUCCGUCAAGUCUUUUCCGUUAUUGUCGGUGAUUAACCGUCAGCCGGAGGGGAUGAACGGGUUACGAAUCGGACCUAGUUUAGAGAUAGAAACUAAAAUGGAGAUGCCGGGUCGGGUCAGGGUUUUGCACUUCUUUACACACCAUGUGGAAGCUACAGCUGAGUGUAAAGUCGUUAUCGCCAUUAACGGUGGAUCUGUUUUAGGUUUUCGCUGCUAG
This is a messenger RNA of Lactuca virosa, 582 nucleotides long. Lineage: Eukaryota; Viridiplantae; Streptophyta; Magnoliopsida; Asterales; Asteraceae. The record is from the annotation of a GenBank genome assembly.